Molecule: messenger RNA, 6977 nt
Organism: Orbicella faveolata
Lineage: Eukaryota; Metazoa; Cnidaria; Anthozoa; Scleractinia; Merulinidae
Product: galanin receptor type 1-like
Biological process (GO): G protein-coupled receptor signaling pathway
Cellular component (GO): plasma membrane
Molecular function (GO): G protein-coupled receptor activity
Source: RefSeq, a predicted model, not a curated record
CAGUUUACUAAGAUAGAAAAACACCAUAGAGAUAAUGAUAAACCAUAACGGAACAAGGAUAGUUAAAGAUGGAGACGAUUAAUGCGGAUUGCAAAUGACGAACGUGAGAAAUUUAGGCAAACUUUUCAGGAUGUGUAAACCGCAACGUAGCUCCUUUAGGACUUGAACAUUUUACUAAUUUCUUCAGUACCCUCCGGUUUGCGUUUUGUGAAAUGAAGGGAAAGACUGGGAGUAUCGUGGCCCCCUGUUCUGGAUGGGAGGCAAAUUUAAUUCCCUACCUCUCUAGCUCCCUUUCACUAACCCAAAUAAACUUAGUUCACGGUUAUCUGUCGUCGCUGUCAUAACUGAGUUGUGAACCAAGUGACGCAAAGUGCACGAAUAAAACUUCCUUUCAUUUUCUGCAGUCGGUGGAGAGACCGUUAUACAAUCAGAGAUCUAAUGGUCAAAAUACACAUUUUCUCCUGGCAGAAGAAUACGUCUCAUCGUCAUUCAAAAUUUAAAAAUUUUCCUCUAAGGCAAAUGUUAUCCCCCUAAAUUGGCUUAUGUUCUCGAAAAUCUGACCACUUAGACUUAAAUCUUUAGGAAGAGUUCAAAGAUUUUACCUUGUUCCAAAAUUGUAAUCUUUGACAUCCUUUUUACUAAGUUAGCUCUCUUGGAUUUUGAUCAGUAAAAAAAACCUGGACAGGUUUGUUCUAAGGCAUAUUGUAGGAAAACAAUGCAAUACUGAUGCUGCUUUCAAUUACCGGGCCCCGGUUGCCCCACGCACAUAUAUCAGGAUUUAAGAAUGGUAGUGCCGUGUGUCGGCAACUUUAUUAGUGUUUCAUGGAGGAUUCAUGGUUAUCAGGAACAUCUGGAAUCGGAGGAAUAUUUUAUUUCACAGUGAUUUUACUGCACAUGACACAGUUGAUAGUGUCCUUACAUGGCGAGGUAAACAUGAUGAGAUUCAUCCACAAUUCGUAGAAUUCUGAUUUACAUAAUAUGCCAUAUUCAAGAAAUACUAUUUAUGAAGGUAGCAGUACACCGUUUCGGAAAGUGUGGCAGGCGUUGUGGUCGAUCUGAUCGAGACACCUGGGUCCCGGAGAAUUGCCGAUCUAGAAUUGUUGGGGGAAAACUGAAAGAAUAUUGCUGAGUAACCUCCCAUUCAGGCAGAGUAGCAAUACUCCUAUCUGCAUCACACUAUAAAAAACAGAGGUAUGAUCCUUUUGGGUCUUUUCUUUUAAGGCUUAACUUGCUGGAAAGUAAACUCUGAAUUCUAUCGUGUUGACAGUUGACUUGUUGCUUAGUAUAGACUCGCAUAAAAAAAAUCCUAAAAGUCGUUGAGUAAGGUUUAUUUAGUAUAGUCGAACCUCCAGUUGAGACCACCUCUCGUAAGCGACCACCUCUCCUCAGCGACCAGUUUUCCAAAAUACCAAAAUUAUCCAAGCCAAAUCACUAUAAUUGAGACCUCUUGUACGCGACCACCUCUCGUUAGCGACCGCGACCACUUUGAGAGCUAAAAGUUUGAAAUUUUCUUUUGCUUUUAACCUUUCGUAAGCGACCACCUGACAGGUAAUAGAGGGGAAAUUGGAUAACAAGGUGUUGUAACAUUAUCGUAUUCCUGGGUAGUACAAGAAACGGAAAUUUUCCAAUAGGAAGAACCGGAUUUUUUCUCGAAAUUGACUUUAACAUAAAUAAAACACUGGCGCAGUUAUGCACUUUGCAGUUACCAUAUCCUAAUGAGGAAAAAUUUUGACCCAAUAUGGUCUUAACUCUUGUAAGCGGCCACUUCCCAUAAGCGACCAAUAAGCGGGUCAACUGUAUUUUAAAACUGAUGUCCCAAUCGAAGAAUAGUUUAAUUUUGGGUACGAAUCAACUAGUAACUGCUGUAAGCCGUUGUCUAGUGGUGAGUUUCAUCUUGAAAGUAGCAGCUGUUUCGUCGCUUUCCCGCGGUAGAAAACAAAGCGGCGUCGUUCUUUGAAGGCAGAGGGAAAUGGCAACGAUUCUCUCCGAAGACUGUGUGAUGCUAAUAAAUAAUGCUGGCAUUAUCUUUAUUUUUUCACCACUCACUAUUAAACAACAGCAAGAGAUUAUGUGGCAACAACUGGGAAAGCUGCUCUCAUCAAUGACAUGGAUGCGAAUUUUCCUGGUCUAAAAUUAAAGUCAACAGCAUAAACGGUUACUAUUAAUUGGGAAAAGAAGCAAUUUGUGAACUUCUAAUAUAGAUUGUUGAAGUUCCAGUUAUAUGUUCGCAUUGUCUGAAAACAAAAGGGCAUCCACAAACGAAUUUUCACUUAGAAGAAACACUUGCGACCACUAAAAGAUAAAAUUUUAUCCAUGAGCACAUUUGUUAUCUAAAAAACAAAUUACCUAGUAUUGAGAAACCAAAGUACCAUCAACCAGUUACUAAUAAAAAUAGCAAGGACGCUAUAAUUUCCGUGUAAAACCCCUCUUAAUGUCAAUUUUUGUGUACUUUAGACUUCUUAUUCCGUAGUUUCUGCAGCUCCUGCCAGAAUGUUCGACUGAAUUGAAAGCGGAGCUAUGACAUCUUGGAACUAAACGCGUGAUUUCUCACGAACUGCAAAGCUUCCAAAUGUAAACAGGAAGCUGAAAAAAAUCAAAAUUACUGACAUGCAUGUCAUCCAUGGGGGCUAUUGUUUUAAUCUGUCUUCUUUGCCCAGCUGAAAGUGUUAAUUUUGCAUUUUUUUUACCCAGUAGGAGAUCAUCUCAAGAUAUAAUUUACAAACACAACUUUGAUUUUAAUAAAUACAUUUCUAUUCCAGAGAUAAUAUUACAGUUGUUUUGAAUGAGGUUUGUGCUUUCGAUUUCCCCUUGGUCUGUGGUAUUACGAAACGAGUUGAAAUAGAUAAUCUUCUCGUUCGAUAUUUCAUUCGUCGACCAAUACGGAAUUCUUUGGCAAAAGGCCGAGAAAGACGAACGGCUUCCGUGCGUAUUUUUAGGAUACUUCCGCUUUGUGACUUAAAUAACCCACGUUUCAAACUUUCUGCACGAGUAUCAAAUUAAGGGAACUGAACAACUGAAUAAACUGAACAAAAACUACUUGGAAAGCGGCUUUGAGCUAUUUACACAUGUACUUGUCAAGGUUGCUGAAGGUUUAUCAGCUUAGUUAUCAAUUUUAGCUACGUAGCGCUCCUUGGAAGACCUCCGUAUCCGAACAAACCGCACCUGCUACGGCAACUAAGAGGCUUUUAUUUUACUGAGCGAGAUGAACAAUACGGAAAACGCCACUACAUUUUUUGAACUCGAGGAAGAGCAUCACGAGGAGGAGGUCGGUGACGUCGCAAAGAUUAUCGUCAUCGGUGCUUACGCAAUUAUCCUCCUGUUGUCAUUCGUGGGCAAUUCGCUGAUCCUCCAUAUUGUACGCACACGUCAGAGCAUUCGUCAAAACCCUUUCAACUGGCUUUUAGUCAACACAGCACUUGCUGAUUUCUUGAAUGUGAUUACAGCGUCCUCCUUUACUGUGCCAAUAUUCUUGUGUGGAGAAUGUUGGUUAUCAGGGACAACAGGAACAAUACUUUGCAAGUUAAUUCCAUUUUUCUUAACCGUCUCCAUUUGUGUUUCCAUCUGGAGCCUGGUCAUCAUUGCAGCCGACAGAUAUCUGGCGAUAGUAUGCACGGUUCGUCAGAACAAGAGGCCAUUGUCCGGCACGUCUGUGUUAAGGUGUAUUGCAGCCGUCUGGUUCUUUGCCGGUUUGAUAUUCAGUUGGGAACUUUAUCAGUACACAGUAGAAGAGGAGGACGAUGACGUUGCCGUGUGCCUCGCUCAGUGGCACAAGGACUGGGAAGAGCUCUCCAUCAUCCUUGUUAAAGCGGAAAUGAUUGUUAAAGUUGCCUUCACCUAUGCAAUCCCGCUUGUCAUCAUGGGAGUUCUGUAUUCGUUGAUCGCCAAGUUCCUGUGGAGUCAUAAACCACCAGGAAGUACUACCCAGCUGACGCAUGCAAAGCGCACAAGGAGCUUCCGAGGGGUAAUCAAGAUGCUGAUGACAGCUGUCGCUGUUUUUGCACUAUGUUGGCUUCCUGUGCACGUUGGUCACAUAAUGUCCGGAUUUUUUCGCGAUAGCUACGACACCAUUCCUUUUAUGAUCCAGGUACUGCUCUAUUGGGUGGCUCAUGCUAAUUCUGCAAUACAUCCCUGGCUGUUCAUUGCCUUCAGCGAAAACUUGAGGAGAGAAGCCAAAGAAAUUCUUCAGAUAUUUCAGGGCUGUUGUAAUGGAAAGAAAAACGUUUUCGACCAAAUAAGACUACGUACUUUCUCCCUGCCAACCUUGAUCACCACUCCUGAUAUGUCUUCUCGUAGGGCAAACACAAUGAAAAGAGGCUCUUACGUUAUUACGACCACUCCCUGAAUUUUCAUGGAAUCAGUUUUUAAAAUUGCUCCAGCAAAUGACGUAACAUUUUUUUCUUCCACACUGUUCUUUAACGCAUGCGAUAUACAAAACAUAACUUCUUCGAUGAAAUGAGACAUUGUACAGGUUUAGCUGACACCUUAUUAAAACAGAUCUGCCAUCUGAGAAGAUUGUCCUUGAAAAACACCGUGAAUAUGAACGAUCAUCAGCGAUCUGAAGCAGUCCAGCUGCUAACGACCAUAAUUGUCCACUUUUUGAUAUAAGCAUGCAAAACUUUGCCACAUAACUUUCAUUACUGUGACAAACAUUUUCAGAUAUGACGCCAGCCGCGCACGUCCCAAAUCUCGACUGCAUAAAAACAAGGCUCAGACAAACUGUAUUUUGCAGGGUAGUUUCUAUAUAUAAGUAUCUUUUUGAAUCGUGCUCGCGUCUGCAUGCGCGAUAUUUUGUUUCAGUUGUGGUUACCAGCCUUAAUGAUUGCUAAUGUAGAACUAAUUUAAUGAGUAGCGCAUGAAUUCCAAAAUAUAUAUCGUUCAGUUCUGGAAUUCCUUGAGAAAAUACGAUUAUAAGGGUGUGUAUGUUAAUGAAUUUAAGUGUCAAUUUAUUAAUUUAGCAAUGCUGGACUAAUUCAGGACAUGCCACACAACAUAUUUUAAAUUAGCAAAGAAAUAUUGAAAAGCAAACAAAAAGGCCAAGAAGCCCAACUGGUGUUCGGGGACAAACCGUUGGCUAUUGAAAAUCGCUGCCACCUUAAAAUUAAAGCUGAAGUUCUGAAGUUCUUUUACCUGAAGCCCUGAUUGUAAAACCGUGAUAUCGUUUGAUAUUAUUCGCAGAUUGAGACAAUGUAAUGGUGUUGGGGAAGAUUGGGUUCUAGCAGUUUACCAACUUUUUAUCGAGUCACCAUAAAAUAAGGCCAAAUUGUUGUACUUAAAACGGACAAGUGGCCCAAAAUUGUCACUGAAUUACGUCAUUGUGACGCGCUUUGCAAUAUGUCCAACAGUAUUCACAAACCACGCUAAAUUACACACAUCGAGUAAUAUCUGUCAUGUAUAUAUAACUGAUAAAUGAUAAUUAAAUAGGACUUCCUGACCACUUGUAGGGACAUAGUAACCAUUGGUGGAUUUAUGGCACUUGAUAUCUUCCAUAUUCACUAUGAUAAUUUUGUGUUCGUUUUACACGUACUUCUAACAGUUAAAUCAUAAGGCCAAUGUUUGCAUCCUAUACUUGACGAGCAUCUGUUUAACGCAUACCUAUUUCGUAUCGUACGGAGGUGGGAGGGGGGAUAUUAGGCUUCAGGGAAUCAAUACACAAAUUAAAGGCACUAAGGAAUUUUUUAACUCACAAGUCAGAGGAAAACUGCAAUUUAACUAAAUCAGGAUUUGUGAAGUGUGAAUUUAGAGGGGGAGGUGGUAGAGGGAUAUAUCUUAAAGUGAGCCUUAUUAAAAAGCGCUGCUGAUUAGAGGAAACGACUGAAGUACAACAAUGCGUUAUUUGAAAAAAUAUAUGGAUUUGUAUUCUGAAUAGCAUUAGCGUUAGCCUUGUGGCGACAUAGCCAUGUACUUUAAAACAUUUCCGGGUAAACGCAUAAUGUACGGCAAAAGAGGAUUAUCUAAGAGAAGCAUUCUCACACCGACAUAAGCCUUUGUUAAAGAUAAUGCUUUGAAAUCUAUUAAGAGCGGUUUUCAUUUCAGUGUUGAAAAGUAAUUGGUUUUGCAUCAACUACGCGACGCAAUUGGCUAAAACAACUUGCGCCAUUUUUUCAUCCAAUCAGGAGUAAAACCAAAAACAAUUGCGACUCGCUCGCACUCGUUCUCCCUCACUUUGCGUCUGGUACAUGUAAUUACUUCGACUUUCAUGAUUGGUUCACUGUAUUGUCUAUAUCCUUUGUGAAUGGCUAGAGUGGUAAAUUUGGUUUCGAUUUUACGGCACUCGAUUGAAAACCGCUCUGUAGAAAGAUGAUUGAUUGGUUUAACGUUGUCUGGUUGUCAGGCAUCACUAUACGGGUCGUGACAACAUCCAGUUUUUUUACGAUACACAUGUAACAAAUGCAUGUAUAUAUAUCUGAGUGAUUACGCAUAAAAGGUGUCCGCCAAGUUUUAACUUAGACUUGGGCAAAGCCCGAUUAUAAGCCCAGCUGGCAGCUUUAACUUGAGGAGGAUUAAGGUCAGGGCCAGACUGGGGAUAUGGCCCAAGGAGUGGGUUAUAGUUAUCUGCUGAUAGCUUACUAGCGGUAGCCUUCAAAAGCAGGGGGAGGGGAUGGUAUCUUUUUUUUUUGUGACACCUUCACCAAACGCCUGUUCUCUAUAAGCGUUAAUAACGUUGAUUUUGAAUGUGUGGAUCCCUGGACACUUUACUCAGUUAUUGCUUGAGGUCGGUUCUGUGUUGAGAGGGCAACCUGCUGGAGAGGCAGUUGUUCCGUGGAAGCAUGACGGGAUAAUCUCCUAACCAGGAGGGUGGACUGCCUUGAGUUACGUGCAGACAUGUUGUUGUGUUAGAAAUAUAAUAUAUAUAGCAUUAAAGGCACAGUAGUACUAAGCAAGUACAAAAAACAAACAAUGUAUUUCGUGAGUAUAUUGUGUAAUUCCUUCUGUUACUUUCACAAUAAUAAAUAAUAAAAUUAAUAAAUUUACCUUUA